This is a messenger RNA of Dentiscutata erythropus, 149 nucleotides long. The record is from the annotation of a GenBank genome assembly. Lineage: Eukaryota; Fungi; Glomeromycota; Glomeromycetes; Diversisporales; Gigasporaceae.
AUGGAAAAAUGGAAAACAACAUAUAACCCAAGAGAUAAGAUUGAAGAAGAAUGGUAUCUCCCAUUGUUAAGAGAAAUAAACACAGAAGAAUUGAAACAAACUAUUAACACACUACCAAAUAACAAAGCGCCAGGGCAAUCCAACCUGCA